AUGCCGAUGCACGCGCAAAAGAAACGAGUGCUCACCAAGGUGCAGCUCGAGACGAACCGGGUGCGCUCGAAAAAGUACUAUGAAGACAACCGCGACUCGGUCUUGGCCAAGCUCCGGUUGCACUACAUUGAGAACCGCGAGAAAGAGCGCCAGCGCCAGCGUGAAAAGUACCUCCGCAUCAAGGCGCGCAAGCGUGCAGCGAAAGAAGCGACCAAGACGCUCCCAUCGCUCCCGACGCUUCCUUGCAACCCGCUCAGCAUCGCGUUCCUCCUCAAUUGACGAUAGCAUCGAUCGAGUCGAGUUUAGUAUUUAUCAUCGCUUCGAGCUACCAGCGUGCUGUCGUCGUUCAAUCAAAAAGGUCACAAGUGCUUUCGGACCUUUACUCCAA
This is a messenger RNA of Saprolegnia parasitica CBS 223.65, 388 nucleotides long. RefSeq lists its product as hypothetical. NCBI's taxonomy places the organism in Eukaryota, Oomycota, Saprolegniomycetes, Saprolegniales, Saprolegniaceae. The record is from RefSeq and is a predicted model, not a curated record. Bases 1 to 279 code for a protein of 92 amino acids. The transcript has 2 exons.